This is a messenger RNA of Leptidea sinapis, 1654 nucleotides long. Its product is annotated as aldehyde dehydrogenase 1A1-like. The record is from RefSeq and is a predicted model, not a curated record. The transcript is spliced from 11 exons. NCBI's taxonomy places the organism in Eukaryota, Metazoa, Arthropoda, Insecta, Lepidoptera, Pieridae. The coding region runs from base 115 to 1566 and encodes 483 amino acids. Gene Ontology annotation, molecular function: aldehyde dehydrogenase (NAD+) activity.
AUAUAAGAUAAGCAGAUGCGGUUAAGUUCGAUUUGUUAACAGACGUAUUUUAUGCUGUUGUACUGACGCAUUUCAGUGUAAUAAAUAAAUUAUAAAAAGUGAAUACAUAAUAUUAUGGCCCCACAGAUCAAAUAUACCAAGAUAUUCAUCGACAACCAAUGGGUUGACGCGAAAAGUGGGAAAACAUUCGACACAUACAAUCCUCACGAUGAAUCUGUUAUAGCCAAAGUUGCUGAAGGUGAUAAGGCAGAUAUAGAUUUAGCAGUGGCUGCAGCAAAACGUGCAUUCAAGCGUAAUUCAGAAUGGAGACGCUUAGAAGCAUCUCAACGUGGAAAACUAUUGUUCAAAUUCGCAGAUCUCAUCGAAAGAGAUUUUGAAUAUUUAGCAGAAUUGGAAAGCUACAAUAAUGGCAUGGUACGGAGUAUGGCUACACGCUUCAUAAGUCUAGCUGCUGAUCAAGUGAGGUAUAUUGCCAGCUUAGCGGAUAAAAUUGAGGGAAGCACUAUGCCAUUGGGAGGUCAAAACUUUUCGUAUACCCUGAAGCAGCCAGUUGGUGUGUGUGGCCUGAUCCUCCCAUGGAAUGUACCUCUUCUUAUGUUCCUCAGUAAAGUUACAACAGCUUUAGCUGCUGGUUGUACCGCUGUUGUGAAGCCUGCAGAACAAACCCCUUUAACUGCUCUAGCAUUAGCUGCUUUGCUGGUGGAAGCUGGAAUCCCAGCUGGUGUUGUGAAUGUUGUUCCUGGCUUUGGUGAAACAGCUGGAGUUGCUCUGACGCACCACAAAGAUGUCGCUAAGAUAUCCUUUACGGGAUCACUGGAGGUUGGAAAGCUGAUACAACAAGCUGCUGGGGCUAAUAAUUUGAAACGUGUAACUCUUGAGCUUGGUGGAAAGAGUCCUUUGGUUAUUAUGGAUGACGCUGAUUUGGCAGUCGCGGUACAAUAUGCCGCUUUCGGUGUUUUCACGCAUCAAGGCCAGAUUUGCAUUGCUGCAUCCCGUCUCUACGUUCAGUCAGGAAUCUACGAUGCAUUCGUGCAAGCUGCAGCUCAGGUCGCCAAGUCUCUGAAGAUUGGCAACCCGGCGGAUGAAACCACGCAGCACGGUCCACAGGUUGACAAAAUUAUGCUGGAGAAAAUAUUGGGUUACAUCGAGAAGGGGAAACAGGAGGGAGCAAGAUUAGUGACGGGUGGGAAACGGGUUGGAAACAAGGGAUACUACAUCGAACCAACGGUGUUCGCUGAUGUCAAGGAUGAUAUGACCAUCGCUAAGGAAGAGAUAUUUGGUCCAGUACAGAGCAUUCUCAAAUUUGAGACUCUGGAUGAAGUGAUCGAACGGGCCAACGAAACAAACUAUGGCUUGGCUGCUGGGAUCAUCACAACCAACUUGAACAACGCAAUGAAGUUUAGCGAACAGGUCGAAGCAGGCACUGUUUGGGUGAACACGUACUUGACAAUGCGUCCACAAACACCUUUCGGUGGAUUUAAGGAAUCCGGAAUUGGACGUGAAUAUGGACCGCAAUGCGUCGACCAAUAUCUUGAAGUGAAGACUGUCACCAUGGCUUUGUCGUAGAACAAACUAACUUGUUUUAAAUUCAACUGAGACAUUCGAAAUGAACAGUCAAGUGCAUUUUAUAAUAAAUUUUUCAAAGCUAUAAGAA